This is a messenger RNA of Musca domestica (house fly), 2042 nucleotides long. RefSeq lists its product as uncharacterized. Gene Ontology annotation, biological process: transmembrane transport. Gene Ontology annotation, molecular function: transmembrane transporter activity. The record is from RefSeq and is a predicted model, not a curated record. The transcript has 9 exons. Lineage: Eukaryota; Metazoa; Arthropoda; Insecta; Diptera; Muscidae. Bases 162 to 1931 code for a protein of 589 amino acids. Gene Ontology annotation, cellular component: membrane.
AUUGGACGCCUGCGCGCAUUAACAUAUUUCAAAACACACACAAAAUUCAAACACGGCAAUGUUCGAAAACGAAAGCGGGUAUUCAAAAGUGUAACAAAAAAGAAAUUCAAAAUUCAUUUUUAAAAAAUACCAAAAAUACCAAAAAAAAAAGACAAAGAAAAAUGGAUACCACCCACCCAAAUGCAGCCACUGAAAAUGAGGAAAAACUUAGCUAUUUUCAAAAAGUCUGGCGUUAUCGCCGUUAUCUGGUCAUUGAGCCAUUUUUCUUCUUCUAUGUGAUGGCCAGUGUUUUCAAUAUCAUUGCCAUGUUGAGUUUUCCGCUCGAGAAGGCGUGUAGCGUGAAUUUGGGCUAUAGCCGUGAAGUGUGUUCUACGACAUUGGAUAAAUCGGUCUACGACAUCAAUUGUGAUGCCUUUAAUUUUGAAAACGUAACGGACUAUAGUGCCACCGAAGCGGAGAAAGUGGCAACGGAUAUAUCGCCGGGUUUCAAUUUCACCGUGUGUAAAGCCGAAGUGGGGGCACAAAAACUGGCCGCCAAUGUUUCGGGCAAGAGGGCGCCCAUAGCUGCCAUUUUCCCCCUGAUUGUCAUGCUCUUUGCUGGCGGCUGGAGUGAUCGUUACAAUAAACGCAAGGCUUGUAUGGUUUUUCCGCUGAUCGGUGAAAGUCUUAUGUUUUUGUGUUUGCUGGUAUCGGCGAUAUUUUUUGACAAAAUCCCCAUGGAAUUUGGAGCAUACAGCGAAGCUAUUGUGCCGGCCUUGUUUGGUGGCAAUACAUUGUGUUUGAUGGCCAUUGACAGUUAUAUAACAAUAUCAACGCCAGAACCCGAUCGGGUAUUUAGAUUUGGGAUUUUUGGCAUGUUUGCGAACAUGUUGCCAUUUAUAGGCCAACCCAUUAGUGGGGUACUCUUUAACUUCCUGGGAUAUCGGUGGUCCUUCACCAUGGCAUUCUCGUUCAAUAUCAUUGCCCUGUUGUAUGUGAUUUUUAUUAUCAAGGAAUUGAAACCAUCAACGAUGACGAACGAUGAUGCCAACGGCAAAGCUGUUACGGCGGGUGGCACUGAAAAUCCCGCCUAUGAAGUUACCCAACUGGAAGAUUUACCCACGGCGCCACGUCCGAGCAAUGGAACCGGUACUGAUACCGUUGAUGCAACAGCAAGUCACGAAAAGCGAAAUGUUUUCAAAGACUUUUUCGAUCCCUCCUUGGUUGUUGACUAUGUCAAGUUUCCUCUGAAAAAACGACCCAAUCGGGGUCGCAUGCUGCUUAUAUUCCUAAUCAUGGCCUAUAUGUUUACCGUGGGUCCAUCGUUGGGUGAAAAUGAUUUUUGGAACCGUUUUGCAUUUAAAAAAUUGAAUUGGAAUGGCAAUGACUACAGUGUUUAUUCGACAUUUAUAGCGGCCCUGGCCUUGGCCGGUACCUUCUUUGGCACAGCCAUAUUGAGUAAAUUACUCAAGCUUUCCGAUGCCCUGGUGGGCUUUGUAUCAUCCGUGACAACAGCACUAUCGAGAGUGUUAUUUGCCUUUGCAAGUGAUACCGCCACUUUUUAUGCCGGUGGUGUGGCUGACAGUUUUGUGUCAUUGAGAGCUAUUGCCAUUAAGACAAUUGGCUCUAGUAUUGUGGAUGAGGAGGAGCUUAGUAAAAUGUUCUCAAUAUUCAGUAUUUGCCAGCCAUUGGCCCAGCUGAUUUUCGUGCCCAUCUACAGUGACAUCUAUGAGAAGACCGUCGACUCCUUUCCGGGGGCAAUUUUCCUGUUCAGUGAAGUGUUUGCGAUACCCAACAUUAUUGUCUUUAUUAUUUGUUACAUUGUGGUCAGACGCCGUAAAUCUCAAAUGAAAGCCGAUGGGGCAGCGAAAACUGAAAAUGGCCAUAACCAAACUGCCAGAAAUGGCAACACUGCCAUAGCGAAUGGAGAUUCCGAAAUAACUAGUCUAUGAGAGAAAAAAAUGUGUGUAGAGAGUAAUUGAAUUGCAUAUAUUUUUGUAAAUGUUUUAUAUUUUUUUAUGUAUAUUUUUUUGAAUAUUAAAUAAAUUUUAUUUACAUUUUUU